This is a messenger RNA of Eriocheir sinensis (Chinese mitten crab), 1633 nucleotides long. RefSeq lists its product as uncharacterized. Gene Ontology annotation, molecular function: protein binding. The coding region runs from base 110 to 784 and encodes 224 amino acids. NCBI's taxonomy places the organism in Eukaryota, Metazoa, Arthropoda, Malacostraca, Decapoda, Varunidae. The transcript is spliced from 3 exons. The record is from RefSeq and is a predicted model, not a curated record.
CCUUCAGAUAGCCUACGGUAAACAGGACGAGGGAAGCGACAACUCCAAGUCUGGUACCACACGCCAAACCACCACCUCGCCCCCCUCCCCGCCUGCCGCCACGCCCGUCAUGCCGAAGCUGACGUGCAAGAUAUGUGCUGAGAGCUACGACAACGAGAACCACAAGCCGCUGCUCAUGCCCUGUUCCCGCACCAUGUGUCGCGCCUGUGUGCUGAGGUGGGCCCAGACACCAAACAAGAAGUGCUUCGCCUGCCUCGGCCACCACACGGGCGUGAAUAAGAACAAUGUGGACAACCUGAAUGUCAACUACGACCUCCUUGAAGCCAGCCUCCCGCCCCCCUCUUACAUAGCCCCUCGAACGCGUACAGAACAGUCCUCGGGCGUGCUCCAGCUGGUGCUGCAGGACCUGGAAGGCAACAAGUACCAGCUGCACGCCCCCGCCGCGGCCACCGUCAAGACAGUUAAGAAUCUCGUCCAUGACCAGCACGGCUUUGCCCCAGCCCAGACGCGCCUCAUUUAUUCGGGAAGUGUUCUGAAGGACAACUGCACGCUCGCGUCCUACGGCCUGAAGACGGGCAACACCCUGCAGAUGCUCACAGAGUACGAGGGUGGACGCCUGCCGCACCGAGGCCGGGAACCACGCCCUCUGCGCCUGAGGACGGCCGGCCGCGAGCCUCAGCAAGGCGGAGACUGGGGCGGCGCGGGAACCACGGGAACGGUGAGAGGCAAUGUUGCGAGGCAAUGUUGCUCCCGGAGAUUAGAUACGAGACUUGUACGUACGUAACACCGCUGGCACCCAUGAGACACUGAGCGACGAGGCGGCGUACGAUGAUUGCUGGGAGAACACCGGAAAUUUGUGUUUCAGUAUGUUGUUUGUUGUGUUGUUAUAUAUAUAUAUAUAUAUAUAUAUAUAUAUAUAUAUAUAUAUAUAUAUAUAUAUAUAUAUAUAUAUAUAUAUAUCUUUAAAACUAAGAAAGAAACAUUCGCUCGGCGUAAUAAUGUCCUUUGUAGUCAGUUUCCGAUACAGAAUGGAACAACACAAAACAGGGACGUGCUGCAUGAAUGACGUCAUGGAUGAGCUGGAUUUCCAUUCACCGGAAAAGUAAAGUUCAUCAAAAGUUGUGAGAGAGGAUACAAGAUGAUGUGUCUGCAGGCGUGACAGAUGACAACCACUCUGGGCACCAUAUCCUUCUGUAUUUUAUCAUGAUUCGCGUAUUGUCUACUUUCAAAAUAUGUAAUUCAUUAAUGAAAAGCUCAUAAAUUUAAAAACACUGAUUAAACAUAUAUAGUUGUUUUAUGUGUUACGAGGUAGCCAAUACUUUCCUGAAGGCUGCGUUUCCACCUGUGUGCGUGUGAGCCACAGACUUAUAACUGUGUGGUGUGGGCCCAAACAUUACCGACUCUGGGAUGGAGAAUGAUUUGUUUACGGUAAAGGAAGCAGCUCAAAGGCAAUAAACAAACAAAAAGAAAAAAGGAAAAAAAAAUAGAAAAAAAAACACUAAUAUCUCUUCCUGCAAAAGUAAACAGGAGUGUCCAAAAGAGAGGUCAAUUUCGGAUGGAGAGGUGUCCUGAUACUUCCCUCUUCAUAGAGUUCAAGUCCUAGGAAGAUGAAAUACAGACAAUAGAAGGGUGA